AUGACGGCGAAGCUGUUGAGAGAAGUAUUCCAACAGGUUUAUAGUGGUAUUGCAUCCCAAUUUGCCCUGCAGAACUUCAUCAUACCAACAUCUCAGAGCGUCAAUGGGACAGUCUUCUAUUACCUAAAAUCGUCUGAUAGACUUCAAGAGUAUACAUUCAGAACGUCGACUUGCCGAUCGUUCACGAUUAACGCCCAUCAUGACCUUGGGGCAGAAAGUUGCGAGUGUGCGAAUGAGCAAGUCACCACAGCAGGCCGAUCCUGGAAGCCAUUUGCGGCAAGAAAGUCUAUCCUCACGCUCGCAUAUUUUAUGCCGCUUCUGGCUGUUGCUGCCCUUGAGGUGAUACAUCUGCUAUUAAAUCAGAAUAUCGGGCUGGUGGUCAUCCAAACGGAACAAAAGAAAUAUUCACACCAGCAUUUUUCCGUCCUCGUUUUGUUGGCAUUGCAACACUCUAUAGCAAUCUUGACUUCACGAUUGCAAUGCUCACACCUUUGGGAAGCAGUACGAGAAUACCAUAUCGGUGCCGCGUCAUCUGCCACCGCAGCAUUUGCGGUAGGCCUUUCAACAGUUGUUGCUUCCGGCCUAUGGAAUUCAGAUUUAAACAUGGCCCCGUCACAUUCUGCGGUCGCUGCUAGAACAGACAAUUGA
This is a messenger RNA of Paracoccidioides brasiliensis Pb18, 648 nucleotides long. RefSeq lists its product as uncharacterized. The transcript is spliced from 2 exons. The record is from RefSeq and is a predicted model, not a curated record. The coding region runs from base 1 to 648 and encodes 215 amino acids.